This is a messenger RNA of Acanthosepion pharaonis, 600 nucleotides long. The record is from the annotation of a GenBank genome assembly. NCBI's taxonomy places the organism in Eukaryota, Metazoa, Mollusca, Cephalopoda, Sepiida, Sepiidae.
AUGCUUUCUACUCCGUGUAACCAUUUCUCCAGUGGCUACACAUUAUUAAAGCUUCCUGUGCCCUUUAUCUUUUCUUUGAGUGCUUACCUCUUUUCCCUUAACCUCUUACUUUAUCUUCUCUUACUUAAUUGCAUUAUAUCUUUUCCCUCUAUUCCGUUUCUCCCUUCCCCUUUAUUGCUCUCUACUAUCUCUCUUUUUACCAAUUCAUCUUGUUUUCUGUCAUUCGAUUUAUAUCUUUGUGAGAUAUCCAUAUUCUUCGUUGCUGCCUCCACCAUCAAGACUACUACUCCUCCUCCUCCUGUUUGCAAAGCAGCUCCCAAUCCCAACGCACUUUUAACUCUUUCCUUUCGCUGUCGCUUGCAGUACACACCGCAAGCUAUCCUUGAUUUCGUUUACUCCUCCUGCCGUUCUAAACAUCAGGUUUUCCUUAAUUUUUCUUUAUCGCGUUUCUCAAGUCGCAUUCAUCUUUGUGCUUCCGUCUUCUCUAUCCCCCCUCUUUCUCUCUCUUUACUCUCUUCCAUGCUCGCUCUCUUUCUCUCUUUUCCCUCCUCCUUUCAUCACGAUGAUGAUGACGAUCUAUCUAUCUAUUUAUCUAUCUAA